ACGAAACAAAUAAUAAAUUUAUUAAUUCUUAGUAAUAAUUUCAGUGAUAUCAUAUCGACGAAUUAUUGUAUACGGUUUGGUCACUCGUUAUGGUCCGCGAAUCGGUUGCCAGCGCAAGGGUAAUAAUUUCUAUCCAGUGAUAUCGACGAAUUAUUGUAUACGGUUCGGUCACUCGUUAUGGUCCGCAAACCAGUUGCCAGCGCAAGGGGCUAAAGAAAAUGACAUUAUUUAUAUAAAUAUCCUUAACAUUCUGGAAUUUCAAUGA
Molecule: messenger RNA, 265 nt
Organism: Heterotrigona itama
Lineage: Eukaryota; Metazoa; Arthropoda; Insecta; Hymenoptera; Apidae
Source: the annotation of a GenBank genome assembly